AUGUUUCUGAAGAAUAUGUUUAAGAGACAGAGUCGUUUUGAAAAGCAUCUAUUUGAUAGUACUAUCUUUGAUAAUUCUGAAACAGUUGAUUUAGAAGAUAUUAAGAAAAUGCUCUAAGGUUAGUAUCAUUGAUUCAAAUAAGGUUAUCCAUCCAAAGAAGAAGAGGAUCAAUUAGUCUAAAGCAUGACAAUUGUUCAAAUCUUUAAAGAAUUCUUAAGACUAAUACCAUAAUAAUUAGAAACUCAUAAAAAAUUGAAAGUACUAUUAACAAUUCAUGUCUUAAUGGGUGAUAUCAAACAUGGAAGAUUAUUUGUUUAAUAAUUUCUUGGAUGGAUGGGAUGGUAACAUAAUGAAAAUAAAGAUCCUUUUACUAAGUUUUCUUCUGUUUAAACUAUGAUAAUACAAAAAUUAGCUUUGAUUAGUGAAAUUAUAUAAAGGAGUAAAUUAAAAAGCAAUGUUAAUGUUUUAUGUAAAUCUAUAUAAAUUAUUUACUUUAGUUAAAGAUAUCGAAUCAAAUAUAAUGCAAUUUUAUAAAAUGAUUAAUGCUCUCAAUCUUAUUUUAGGAUAACAUGAAGUAAAAAAAUAUUUUUGAAAUAAGUUUUAUGCAUAGAUUUUUUCUACUCACAGUAGAAUCAUAGUUAUGGAAAUUUAUUUAUUAUUAUGGAAUGAUGUUAUUGCAUUCUAUUUGAUGUUAGAAAGGUAAUUUUAUAAAAUAUUCUAGUUCAUAGGUUUGUACGAUAAUUCUUGGAUUGUUAUCAACAAAUGGACUAAUAAUAAUCAAUCCAAGUUUAUGAAUUAUUUAAUGAAUACAUUAAACUUACACCUUAAGUCAAAAGAUUUGCAUAAUUAUGUGUAUUCUUUUAAAAUUGUAAUGUUAAUGAACCUAAAUGGUAUUAACCAACUAAAAAAGAAAUAGAAGAACUUUAAAUUUAUUUUUAGAAUGUUAAAAUUUAUCUAACUAGUAGAUCUAAAAGAUUAAAAAAUGAAAAAUCAAGUCCCUAACCAAAUCGAAGUUGUUAAACAACUGGUAGAGAUUUAAAAAAAUCAUAAUCCUAAUCCUAAAUUAUUCAAAAAGCUGAUAGAAAAUAAUAACAAGACAAUUAUUUAUCUAAUACUACUAUGGGAUAUGCAAAAAGAAUAUUUUAAGGAAAUAAUGCAUCUUAAGCACUAUAAUAUACAUUUGAGAGUGAUUCUUAAACAGUAGAUGUUGUUAAAUAAUGA
This is a messenger RNA of Paramecium sonneborni, 1221 nucleotides long. Lineage: Eukaryota; Ciliophora; Oligohymenophorea; Peniculida; Parameciidae. The record is from the annotation of a GenBank genome assembly.